Anguilla anguilla (European eel) is the source of this 1285-nucleotide messenger RNA. RefSeq names its product COP9 constitutive photomorphogenic homolog subunit 7A (gene cops7a). Lineage: Eukaryota; Metazoa; Chordata; Actinopteri; Anguilliformes; Anguillidae. Bases 149 to 955 code for a protein of 268 amino acids. The transcript has 8 exons. The record is from RefSeq and is a predicted model, not a curated record. Gene Ontology annotation, cellular component: COP9 signalosome. Gene Ontology annotation, biological process: COP9 signalosome assembly.
UUGUCAAUCACAACCCAGCUCCCGCCUACUUUUAUAUUUCAUCCAAUGAUCUGUAGCGUAGCAUUGUUGUCGCGAAAACGUGCAUAGCUUUGACGGAACUGGCUAGGCUAAUUCUGGGAAUACGAACAACAGAAUUCAACGAAACAAGAUGGAGGUAGAGCAGCUCCUCUCUCUCUCAGGCUCGGCUCUGGCUCAGGCAGUUAGUGCCCUGCUGGAGACCCCCGGCCUCUACGUUUUCUCAGACAUCCUGGAGCUUCCGAACGUCAGAGAGCUGGAGACGGGUCCACAUGCGCCGGUGUACCAGCUGCUCAAUCUCUUUGCCUACGGAACCUACUGUGACUACAAAGAAAGAGCGGCAUCUCUGCCGGAAUUAACCCCCGCGCAGAAGAACAAACUUCGCCACCUGUCGAUAAUCAGCCUGGCCUCCAAUCUGAAGUGCCUGCCCUACUCUCUGCUGCUGCAGCAGCUGGAGCUGAAGAACGUGCGGGAGCUGGAGGACCUGCUGAUCGAGGCCGUGUACUGUGACAUCAUCCAGGGCAAGCUGGACCAGCGCAACCAGCAGGUGGAGGUGGACUGCAGCGUGGGCAGAGACCUGGGCCCCAACGAGCUGCCCAACAUCGCCAACACCCUCCAGGAGUGGUGCUCAGGGUGUGAGGCAGUCCUGUGUGGGAUUGAGGAGCAGGUAUCCAGAGCCAAUCAGUACAGAGAGAGCCAGCUGAAGGUCAAAGUGCAAGUGGAGACAGAGGUCUCAAACUUGCAAAAGACCCUCAAGGCUAGCUCUGCAUCCCCUUCGUCUGGCCCCGCCCCCGCUGGGGCUGCCUCCAAUCAGGAUGCGGACCAGCCAGCUGAGCCACGAGACCCCGCUUCUUCACAGGAACCACGGCAACCGGGCAAGAAGAGCUCCAAGGUCAAAGGACUUCGGGGAAGCGGGAAAAUCUGGUCCAAGUCAAACUAGAGAGGGACGCCGCGUGUAUGGAGGAGUCGCGUUUGACAGAUUAAGACUCGCCCACAGGGAGACGCGCAGACAGACAGACUGACGGACGGACGGACGGACGGGUGUACAUAUAUAAUGGGACGGGCUGACGGACGGUGUGUGAGACGGCAUGUUGUGUGUGCAGGGGGCCGAGGCCGCCCGGUCGCCGGGGGAGACGCAGACGCGGCGCCUAGCGCGGCGGCGUCGGCUCUCGCUGUUUUCAUUUCUGUUUUUUUUUUUUUUGAAUGUAAGGUUGUGUAGUAAAUCAAAAUGCAAUAUGUCCACAAUAAAUCGUAUCUUGUUCCACGCGCA